CACUAGAACACUUUGAGAAAGGUACCGAGCAAAGAGAAGCAAACCUCCGUGAGGGUUUGAGUUGAUUUAGUUGUGUCACAAGGAUUUCGUUUUGAGAAAAUUGAUAUGCUAAGAAAAAGUUUACUUAACGUUGGCUAACGUCGUUUCUUUCAUUUUAUCUUCAGAGUAACCUGCAUAAACCUAAAAAGGGACCUUUACAUUAGGCUAGUUUCAAUAACCAGAACAACCAUGGCCAGUUGUAAGUGCAUCCUGAGCUCUCUGGAGAAAAGUCCUGCCAGGCAGAACCUGUUUGGCCCAGUUGACCAUGAGCAGCUGCAGCAGGAGUAUCAGGACACCCUGCGCAGAGACCUGGAGGACGCCUGUCGGCGCUGGGGCUUCGACUUCCUGUCAGAUAAGCCUCUGGCUGGGCGAGACUUCCAGUGGGAGGAGGUUCCGGGCACCAUGGUGCCUCUCCUCUACCUGCCCUGCCUGUUGGGUCAGGGGGAGGCACAGAAGAUCGGAGGGCCGGCAGCAUCCACAGGGAUGGUCAGGGCGGGGCCAUGGCACCGUGGCAAGGAAAACAUCCCUUGCACCCCUGAGAAGAACGGAGCCAACCUCCAGAACCUGGAGAAACCGCAAGACGAGAACAAACUGAAGAGGAAACAGACCAACCUCACAGAUUUCUACCAAGCCAAGAAGAGAGUGGUGGGUACGUCGCUUAAGUCAGGCCGGUGAUUUCAGAGACACCGUCACAGCUGCCAGGGAGCCAACAGUCGGACAAAACCACAGCAAGCACUACUUCUCUCGGGAACCGACACGCUGAACAGACUCUGAGUACAUACAGUACACUUACCUGGAGGAAUACAUAACCAAUCCUCUAAACAAACGCAGUGAAAAAUGAAACCUAUUUUAUUGCAUCCGUUACGGAUGCAUACUGUUUUAUUUUUAUAUCCAUGUAGGUUAACCAAUGUACUAAUGAUUUCAAUGUAAGGGGGCUUGUGUUCUCCCUGUGGUAAGGGAGGGACAUUCUAAUGGUGCAUCCAUGACCAUUUGUGAGUCAUGAAAGAACAUCCUCUAAACCUUUAUGACCGUUUAGUGUAAGGAAGACUUGAAAAUCAAAGUCUGGACAGUUAAGGUUCUGCAUUCCACAGCACUGAAAUAGACCAAUCGAAACCAUGCCUCGGUCUACGCAUAAAUCGUCUUGUUUUGAUCAUAUCUUGAAAUAAUGAAACCAUACUGUUUACGGUGCUGAGUUUUAAUCUACUGUAAUAUAGUGUCACAUUGAGAGGACUCUUGAAAAAAUGACCACAACAACACAAUAGUCUUUCCAGUUAAAAUGUUCAAAUGUAUGGAUUGAUGUUUUUUUCAUUAUGCUGUGUCUCACAAUUUAAAUAUAUUUCUCAACGUGUACUCAUAGGAAUCUACUUGAAGGGUACCGCCGUGCAUAAAAUUAUGCAAACUCCUAUAUAGAAAUGGCACCUAUUUAAUUUUUUUCACCUUUAUUUAACUAGGCAAGUCGGUUAAGAACAAAUUCUUAUUUUCAAUGACGGCUUUGGAACAGUGGGUUAACUGCCUUGUUCAGGAGCAGAAUGACAGAUUUUUACCUUGUCAGUUCGGGGAUUCGAUCUUGCAACCUUCCGGUUACUAGUCCAACGCUCUAAACACUAGGCUACCUGUCGCUCAAUGUCCCCCUUUCUACCUAACUAGGGCUUCUUGCUAUAAUACUCUUGGGAAUUUGUUGAUAGGGACCUCCGCAAUGUUCUUUCAAGCUUUUCAAGACUUUUUACAAAGUUUAUUUAGCAUCUGGCCAUCUGAACACAAAGCCAGGCAUUCAAGCUUCCUUUGAUAAGUAUCAGCUUUAUCUUGAUGUUACUAUCACACUGUUAAGCAGUGAAACAUUUCAAGUUUUCUUGCGGUAUUGCACAAUUGUUUUUUUCAUGUAGCCAACAGCAGGUACAAAUGCCUGUAUGGUAUUUGAUUCUAAAUAGAGAGAAAUUGUGUCCUCAGAAACAUAGCUAUUUUUGACUAAGCUACAGCCUCUGUUUUCUUUUCUAUUUGAAGUUUUUAUCUGCCUCAAACUGUAAGCUAUUGGUGCAUAACGGUUAUUUAUUGUUAUGAUGGCCGAUCCUGCUGCUAUGGGUAAUUUGAAUGGUGGUUAGACAACAUCACUGUAUGGCAACAUUCCAAACUUUUUUUCUUUUUUAAAAUAAAUUUUAUCCCCUUUUCACCCCAAUUUUCGUGGUAUCCAAUCUCUAGUAAUUACUAUCUUGUCUCAUCGCUACAACUCCCGUACGGGCUCGGGAGAGACGAAGGUCGAAAGCUAUGCGUCCUCCGAAGCACAACCCAACCAAGCCGCACUGCUUCUUUAACACAGCGCGCCUCCAACCCGGAAGCCAGCCGCACCAAUGUGUCGGAGGAAACACCGUGCACCUGGCCCCCCUUGGUUAGCGCGCACUGCGCCCAGCCCGCCACAGGAGUCGCUGGAGCGCGAUGAGACACGGAAAUCCCUACCGGCCAAACCCUCCCUAACCCGGACGACGCUGGCCCAAUUGUGCGUCGCCCCACGGACCUCCCGGUCGCGGCCGGCUGUGACAGAGCCUGGGGGCGAACCCAGAGACUCUGGUGGCGCAGUUAGCACUGCGAUGCAGUGCCCUAGACCACUGCGCCACCCGGGAGGCUAACAUUCCAAACUUAACUAAUAGCUUUGUUUAAUGUUCACAGCACCUUACGCACUGCUAUGCAAAUAUCAGCAUACAUUACCCCAAAAGUUCACCUAUUUUUAUAGAUGUUGGUGCACAGGCUUACAUAGUGGUUUCAUAGCUACAAAGAAGACAUUCUUAUUUAUUGUAAAACAAGGUAGAUAUGUGUAAUUGGUUAAUUGACAAAUACAUACAGUGCAAUUGGAAAGUAUUCAGACCCCUUGACUUUUUCCACAUUUGUUAUGUUACAGCCUUAUUCUAAAAUAUAUUUUUUUAAAGUGUUUAACCUCAUCAAUCUACACACACUACCCAUAAUGACAAAGUGAAAACAGGUUUUUAGAAAUUUUUGGGGAAAAACAAUUGCCUCAUAAAUAUUCAGACCGUUUGCUAUGAGACUCGCAAUUGAGCUCAGAUGCUUCCUGUUUCCAUUGAUCAUCCUUGAUGUUUCUACAACUUUUUAUUUAACCUUUAUUUAACUAGGCAAGUCAGUUAAGAACAAAUUAUUAUUUACAAUGACGGCCUAACAAAAGGCCUCCUGCGGGAACAAGGACAAAACAUACAUCAAGACGAGAGACAACACAAUACUACAUAAAGAGAGACCUAAGACAAAAGCAUGGCAGCAACACAUGACAACACAGCAUGGUAGCAACACAACAUGACAACAACAUGGUAGCAGCACCAAACAGGAUACAAACAGUAUUGGGCACAGAUAACAGCACAAAGGGCAAGAAGGUAGAGACAACAAUACAUGAUGCAAAGCAGCCA
Salvelinus fontinalis (brook trout) is the source of this 3443-nucleotide messenger RNA. Its product is annotated as cyclin-dependent kinase inhibitor 1-like. Gene Ontology annotation, molecular function: cyclin-dependent protein serine/threonine kinase inhibitor activity. The record is from RefSeq and is a predicted model, not a curated record. The coding region runs from base 229 to 714 and encodes 161 amino acids. Gene Ontology annotation, cellular component: nucleus. Gene Ontology annotation, biological process: regulation of mitotic cell cycle; signal transduction by p53 class mediator. Lineage: Eukaryota; Metazoa; Chordata; Actinopteri; Salmoniformes; Salmonidae. The transcript is spliced from 3 exons.